AUGAGCGUUCUUUCAGAUUCAGAGGACCCUCAGAGUGUCACAAAGGACUUACUCAAUGGCAUUGCUCGCCAGCGGAGGCCCAUCAUCGCUGUCGAUCUAGACGAUGUUCUUUGCCAGACCUGCGUCUGUGCCGCAGAAUGGCAUAAUAGACGGUACGGGGGUAGCAUGACCAUCAAUCAAUUUUAUUACUCGAUGUGGUAUAAGAAUCCUGGCUGGGGUACUGUCCCUGAGACCUUAAAAAAGGUCAAAGAAUUCUACGACACAGAUCAGCUAGGAAGCGCUCGUCCUGUGCCGGGUGCCACUGAAGGUCUAAGGGCCUUGGAGGAUCUAGGCUAUGAUCCCGUUAUUGUGACAGCCCGUGUUCUGGAUCAGGAACAUGCUAGUACCGCUCGGUGGCUAGAGACACACUUCAAGGGCGUCUUCGAACACGUUAUAUUCUCCUCCCAACCUGAAGAGAAGACAGAAAAGGAUGGACUCUACAUAGGAACGUCGCUGAAGAAGCUCGAGGUCUGCGAGGCGCUUGGAGCGCAGAUCCUCAUAGACGAUCUCAUGGAGACAGCACUAGCUUUCGGAAGAGAAGGCAAUCGACAAGCAUUACUAUUUGGAGACUAUGAGUGGAACAAGCGGGUCAACUCUGCGGAGCAGUGGGCUUUCGAAGAGAAGAACAAUGCUGAGGGGAGGCAAGAAUGGUGGAAGGAUGACGAUACGGCGCUGAGAGACGAUGACCGGAUUCAGAGGGUUCGAGACUGGGACGAAGUUAUCACUUGUGUCAAGAAUUUCAAAAGCCACGAUUCGUGA
Molecule: messenger RNA, 798 nt
Organism: Stereum hirsutum FP-91666 SS1
Lineage: Eukaryota; Fungi; Basidiomycota; Agaricomycetes; Russulales; Stereaceae
Exons: 6
Coding region: 1-798 (265 amino acids)
Biological process (GO): deoxyribonucleotide catabolic process
Molecular function (GO): 5'-nucleotidase activity
Source: RefSeq, a predicted model, not a curated record